Stylophora pistillata is the source of this 1514-nucleotide messenger RNA. RefSeq lists its product as uncharacterized. The record is from RefSeq and is a predicted model, not a curated record. Lineage: Eukaryota; Metazoa; Cnidaria; Anthozoa; Scleractinia; Pocilloporidae.
AACAUUCCGCUCAUCGUACAAAUGUUUUGUUACGUUUGGAUGGCAUGACUGAUUUUUCAGCGUCAAAAGAUUUCUUUCACUUCCUUAUUAGUGUUCACCGAUCUAUCUCUGAUGAAGUUUUCGUCCACCGUAACUUGAGUCACUGGGGGCAACAUAAGCUCCCCAGAUCGAUACCAGAACAUACCUGGGAAUUACACUACAGUAACUCGUCUUUUUAAAUGAAAACUGGAGAUACUUAAAAUAACGACUGUUUACUGACCUAAGAGGCCUACUGUCAUGUCAAGUGAUAGGCAGCGUCAUAUAAAAUUACCAGUCUCGAGAAUUUAACCAACCGGAAUUACAAAUCAAUUUGAACUUAUAAUUUAACUUUCACUUUUGUCAGCAUGGCGGCUAAUUCCGCAACAGUACCUCAGAGCCCCACUCCAGAAGACUUCGACUUGACAGCUGUUCUUAAGUCUGGCGUGCCAGGCGGUUUUUGGCCGUCAGAGGCUGUCGUGCUUGCCGUAGCUAGAGGAAGAGAUGGAAAGAUCUUGUCACGAAAGGUUUACAGGAGCGGAUCGAUCCACGCGUUCAAGCAGUCGAUUGUGCAACUCGAAGAACAUCCAUUAACGGGCUUCCUACACGAUUUCCAGCUUCUUAGCAAUUUUUCGCCGUGCGGAGAAUGCUCGGAGAAGAUCUGCGAGUGGCUCGCGCAAAACGAGAGUGUAAGCGUGUCGAUUCGCUUCGCCCAUCUACAUAAUAUUCACGUCCGCGUGCAGAAGGUCGCAGAGGAUAAUGCCAUCGGUUUGAGAAAGUUGGUGGAGAAAGGAGUUCAACUAAAGGCUCUGUCAGAUUACGACUGGCUGCAGCUAUUGAUGAUCGACCGAGGUUUCGCAGCCAAAGAUGACUGGAUAGCAAAAAGGAAACAGGUUGACAAGAAAAAUCAGAAGGAUUUAGAGGAAAUUCUUCAGUCGACAAGUCUGGGCGAGACUAUGCAGAAGAUGCGACUUUACUGAAUAUUGCAAGGACACUUUUGUUUCUUUACAAAAAAAGGUCAUUUUCAAGGAGUGGGGGAGAAUGAUGUUUGGGUUAACUGAAUUUGUGAGAAAUUAAUCGUUACCAUUCGAACUCUUUAUCAGUUAAUUUACAACGCAAAUGACCUCAAAAGACCUUGCAUAUCUUUGAAGGAGUAUCUCUUUCAGACUGCAAAUGAUAAAUAAAUUACGGGUGAUCAGUGUAGCUUGGUAACGCGAUAUUAAAUUUCCUACAUCUCGAGUAACUUAAGCUUCUUAGCAUCAGUGUUGUGGGUUAAUAAGUGUUUUGAAGUGUGCGAACAUUUUUCCACGAAUCCUACUUUUUGUGAGGUUGUCUUCUCUGACUAGUCAAAGGAAAGCUUUUGAAAAUAACUUUUACGUGGUACUUUUUCCCUACGUUGUUAAAGUAAUUAUAAUAAAAUUUCUGGGACGUUUGCCAGGCUCCCUACAUGCAGCUUCGCAGUUGUUGGUGAAGUUGGCUGGCAUCUGGAAGACACAGGA